UCAUCGUGAGGACUUUUCAUCCUCUCGCGUCCAGACGCUCGUGCAGCCGCGGUGGUCAGUGGAUACCGGAGACGCUUCGCUGAAAAAUGCUCCCGUUAUCCAUCAAAGAUGACGAGUACAAACCUGCCAAGUUCAACUUGUUGGCCAAAAUCUCGAGCUGGUUCAGAUCAAUUCUUGCGGAUAAGACAUCUCGCAAUCUGUUUUUCUUCCUGUGUUUGAAUCUGUCCUUCGGUUUCGUGGAGCUCAUGUAUGGCAUAUGGAGUAACAGUUUAGGUUUGAUAUCCGAUUCCUUUCACAUGUUCUUCGACUGUACGGCUCUCCUGGCAGGCCUCGCAGCAUCUGUGAUCUCACGGUGGAGGUCCAAUGACUCCUUCUCAUACGGGUAUGUCAGAGCAGAAGUUCUCGCGGGCUUCGUGAAUGGCCUUUUCCUGAUAUUUACCGCCUUCUUUAUCUUCUCAGAGGGAGUAGAGAGAGCGCUAGAACCCCCUGAUGUGCACCAUGAACGUUUACUGCCGGUGUCUAUAGCAGGACUCUUGGUGAAUCUUGUAGGAGUAUUUGUUUUUCAACACGGAGGGCACGGACACUCUCAUGGUGAUGAAGGUCAUGGCCACAGUCAUUCCCUAUUUAAUGGCAGUGCAGGGCACGGACACAGUCACGGACACAGUCACGGAGGCCACGGCCACAGUCACGAGUCUAAACAUGAUCACGGACAUGAUCACGGUCACUCGCACGGAGGACACGGACAUACACAUGAAGAUUCACAUGAAGAUUCACACUGUCAUGAUGACCACUCGCUCACAACGGGAAAAGGCUCCAACAAGCAGAUAUUACAAGGUGUUUUUCUGCACAUCGUCGCGGACACGUUGGGCAGCGUUGGCGUCAUAAUAUCAGCCAUCCUGAUGCAGAAAUACGACUUGAUGAUCGCCGAUCCGAUCUGCUCCAUGCUCAUCGCUCUACUCAUCGGCGUGAGUGUGGUUCCACUGCUCAGGGAAUCCAUGGGGAUCCUGAUGCAACGGACACCUCCUUCUCUGGACCACGCCCUUCCUGAAUGCUACCAAAGGGUCCAGCAGCUUCAGGGUGUUUACAAUCUUCAAGAGCCUCAUUUCUGGACGCUCUGCACAGACGUCUACAUUGGCACACUUAAACUCCUUGUGGCGCCUGAUGCAGAUUCUAGAUGGAUUCUGAGCCAGACACAUAAUAUUUUCACGCAGGUUGGCGUCAGACAGCUGUAUGUUCAGAUUGAAGUAGCUGCCAUGUAGGAGUCCACCAUACUUCUCCUGAUCUCUGGGAGUCCUGGGACCAAAGGCCUUCUGUGCUGCUGUGGGGAAGUUCUCCACCCCAACCCAUUUCUUUUUGGGUUUCUAUUGCUCCACCUCCUUGAUGGAGCUGGUGCAGUCCAGCAGUCUGACUCUUCACUCUUACCAGGAAAACCAACGAAAAUAACAAAUGACCAGCUAUGACAGUGCGAUUUUGUUUUGGAGGGAGGCAAGAACUUGCAACAUCACUGUUGCCAACACAUUACCCUCGGUCAUUUGAAGUGCAUUCUUUGAAGUAAUCCCACCGGACUGUUUCUUUCCUCUUAAUUAGAUUUUUCAUUAUCCGAAUGAGGUUUUAAUUAUUGGCGGUAUGAGUGUGUGUGGAGUUCAGUGGACGUCCAAAUUGCAUUAAAGUGUUUUUGUACAUUUGCAUCAGUUUUUGUUUUUGCACAAUUGUAAAGAGAUGCAGAAUUUCAUCACGAUGCCAUUAGAAACAUAAACAGAUUUGUCUGCAUUUCUCAAGUGCCUUUUUGUAAGUGAUCAUGAACAAUUGUGAAUACACGAAUGGACCUUUUUUUGACUUUGCGCCCUGUAUACGAUUAAAACAUUCCCUUUGCAUUAGGUUUGCUGUUUAACGCAUGGUGUAAAAUUGUGGUUUCCCGGACAGGGCUUAUCCUAGUCCCAGACUAAAAUGCAUGUUUGAUCUGCUUUAAUUUAAAAACAACUUUUCCUGUUUAAUUGUAACAUAUUUCAUUGACUUUUUUUUUGUCUUAAGAUGCACACCUGUAGUGUUUUUUGUAAGGUAUUUUUGUAAAAAUUACCUAAUAUUAAUAAGGCCUAGUCCUGGAUUAACGUAAACCCUGUCCGGGAAACCGCCCCAAAAAGUCCCAAAUAUUUUAUUGUAUGGAUGGUACAAGCAAGCAGCUUUCUUAGUUAGGAUGACUGCUUCGGAUAAAUGUUGUAAAACAAUCAAUGAUAUUAUUUUUAUUUUAUUUCCAAUUAAGCAUAAUAAUAAUAAUUGGCAAUUAUUAUAGCAAAGUGGAUACAUUUAUCAAAAUACUGUUUGUUCCGACUGUAAUAACCUUGCUAUUCAUUUUUUUUUCCCAUUUUUGGGAAUGAUUUUAUCAAUUGAAAUACACUUUAAAACAUAGUAUUAUGAAUCGUAUCUCAGAUUUAUAAGAAAAAUAAGCAAAGUAAUUCUCUUCAGUAUUACUGUGCGUUCACACCAGCGGCGUUUAAGGCGUCUAAUUCGCAUCUACCGCGCCGCUUGAACAUUUUGAGUUUACUCUCUUCAUUCGCGCAUGAAGUUCUAGUCAUCAAGACAUUUACGCAGAAAUUCACAUCAUGGGAGGGGCUUCUGUGAGACUUUCUGCAAUCAUGUCACUACUAGAGCAAGCUCCUGAUUGGUUAACGCAGCCCGUUUUUCCACCAAAGUUCAAAUUUUUCAAGUCGCGUGUUUCCUGCGGCAACGCUCAAUUCACGCAAACUUCCACAGUGGCGCGAUUCCGCCUCAUUCGAGUGUCUAGUUUGCAAGUUGAGACCUCCAGACGCACGUCAACGCAUCUUCACAUUGACUUAACAUUGAAAUCACUUGCGAUUGACGCCUCUACCGCGGCUGGUCUGAACGCAGCAUGAAUGAAGGUAUAUGACAUCUUUUUAUCUUAAAUUAAUUCAAUACUUUUGAAGUCUUUGCAUUCAAGAAUUAAAGGUGCAGUGUGUAAAUUUUAGCGUCAUCUAGUGGUGAGGUUGGGAAUUGCAACCAAUGGCUCAGUCCACUGCCCAACCCUCGCUUUUAAAAUGCAUAGAGAAGCUACGAUAGCCACCACCAGACAAGCAUUUCAUCGUCGGAGACAACUUAUUAAAAAAGUUUGCCCGUUAAGGGCUUCUGUAGAAACAUUGUGGCACAAAAUGGCCUUUAAGGGUUUUAGAAGUAAUGCAAUUUCUGUCCCAUCCAAUAAAUGUCUUGCCAACUUUCAGGAGUAUACAAGGAAAUAUCCAUUAUCAUAUUGGUUUUACCAACAGUUUGUUUGUAAAAUGUGGAAAAAUUAGUGAAACUUAUUUGGUUUCUCAACAUUAAAAAGCCAGAGUAAAAACUGUGAAGCCAAAAACAACCUCUAAAUACAACGUGAUCUGAAAAGUUUUUUGUAUAAAUAAAGCAGAAUGACACCGA
This is a messenger RNA of Paramisgurnus dabryanus, 3426 nucleotides long. It is a transcript of the gene slc30a7, whose product is annotated as solute carrier family 30 member 7. The record is from RefSeq and is a predicted model, not a curated record. Gene Ontology annotation, cellular component: membrane; Golgi apparatus; cytoplasmic vesicle. Gene Ontology annotation, molecular function: zinc ion transmembrane transporter activity. Lineage: Eukaryota; Metazoa; Chordata; Actinopteri; Cypriniformes; Cobitidae. Gene Ontology annotation, biological process: zinc ion import into Golgi lumen; intracellular zinc ion homeostasis.